AUGCUCUUCAUGUGCAGCACAGCGGAGAUGGCGGUUUGUAUGCCGAGCGUGCGUCCUUUCUUCACUCAGGUUGGCCAUAACGCUCAGAUUUUCCCGCUCCUGCCUACAGUCAUCCAAAACAGAGCGUUUCAGCAAGUCACGCCCAACACAACUGAGGCUCUUGAGCCCUGGACGGCAAUCGGCGAUGCACAGCUUACUGUUAUCGCAGACACUGUACCCGUGUCAAGCGCCCUCCCGAACUCGUUGCAGGUUGUAAUACCAGGAGACGCCAGCGGCACCGUGGGAUUCGCGAAUCCGGGGUAUUGGGGUGAGCAUCCUCGUCGAUUCAUCAUUGUAACGUCAGUCCUCCAUUCAAACAUCGAUACGCUUACCCCUCUUCUCCCUGCAGGUAUCAAGGUAGACCCCUCAUGGACAUACGAUGCCUCGCUCUACUACCGAUUCCCUUCUGUCUCUUCCUCCGCGCUGACUCUCACCCUUGGCUUACUUUCUUCCGCCAACUCGGUGCUCGCUUCCAACAGCAUAACUAUUUCUCCGUCUUCCGACUGGGCGCAGAUUGCUUUGACGCUUACCCCUUCAGCCACCCCGGCGAACAAUAACAACACUUUCUUUGUAACGUUCGAUGGGGAACAGGCGGCGGGGGAAACAGUGCAUUUUGCUUUGCUCUCGCUGUUUCCCCCGACGUGGAAGGGACAGGCUAAUGGGAUGCGUGCUGACAUCGCAGAGACCCUAGCAGAUAUGAAGCCCGCCUUCUUCAGAUUUCCAGGAGGAAACAACCUAGAGGCGAGUCUUCAAGCGUUGACCGAUCGAUGUACAAUCUAA
Fibroporia radiculosa is the source of this 819-nucleotide messenger RNA. RefSeq lists its product as uncharacterized. The transcript is spliced from 5 exons. Bases 1 to 819 code for a protein of 272 amino acids. Lineage: Eukaryota; Fungi; Basidiomycota; Agaricomycetes; Polyporales; Fibroporiaceae. Gene Ontology annotation, molecular function: alpha-L-arabinofuranosidase activity. The record is from RefSeq and is a predicted model, not a curated record.